This is a messenger RNA of Penaeus vannamei (Pacific white shrimp), 783 nucleotides long. Lineage: Eukaryota; Metazoa; Arthropoda; Malacostraca; Decapoda; Penaeidae. The record is from RefSeq and is a predicted model, not a curated record.
GGCUUUCACAUCACAGUGUUUCACAGUCGCAGCAUAAGACACAAUACCAUGGCUAAGAUUUCUACUUUGUCCCUGCUGGUGUUGGUGCAGGUCGCUGCCGGACUCUAUUACGAGAGCUUUCCGUUGGUGUGUCCCCUUAAGCAGGACGUGCAGUACGAAGACAAAGUCAUACAAGCCACCUACUUGGAGGUCGUUCAGGAACCCUUGGUCGCUACGCACGUUCAUCUCAAGACUGUUUACCAGACAACCACACUGCCCGUCACUGCCACCCACGUCCACACCGUCACUGCGCCACCGCCCAAUGUCACCGUCACACAGGUCCAGCUCCUCGAGACUCAAGUGCCACUCACGCUGACGCAGAUCGAGACCGUCACAAGGAGACUCAGCGAGACCGUCCUCGACGUGGCCACACGAACGGCAACCAACUACCACACCCUCGUGGAAACCGUGGCCGUGCUCCAGACCCACUUUGACACCGUGACGGAGGUCCAGACGCGCCUGCUCGAUGUCACGCUUACGGUGCACGAGACCCAGUUUUCCACGCUCACCUGGACACUGAGUCAGCUGGAGACCCAGCAGCUGGUGGAGAGCGUGAAGGAGACGAGCGUGACGACCACCACGGAAUAUGUUCCUCGAUACACAACCAACACUCACACGCUCACCAAGAUGGUGACGCAGACUGUGUGUCCGCCGAGUGCACAACAGUCGCUCAAAUGGUGAAAUGUUCAUAUUAUGUUGUCUACCAUACUUUUUCUUUGUAAUAAAUUGAGUCGAGAAGAAAAA